AUGGCGUCAAGCUCUACCGAAACGACUCCCUUGGUCUCGUCAAUGUCGAGCUCAAGUCGAGCGAUACCUCCCAAGCCUCAGCGAACCGUCACAUUCAACCCAACCGUCACAUCGACUAGUCCGAAACCACCGUCGCGGUCAAUCUCGCACAGCGCCUCCGCUUCCGGCCAUGGUGCCACUACCCAGGGUGGACAGCCCAUGCUUUCGACAUUGAACAGUAAGCUGCGGAGAAGGAACAGCUCCGGUGCGCCUGCCAGAAUACCCCCCGCGUCGGUGCCCAAGAUCGGUCCCCAGAGAACGACGAGGACAGCCCAGAAACUCAAGCUCCUUCCCGACCCGGCCGCGGAUGAAGCCGAAGACGAAGAGAGCGGACGCGAUGUCUAUGUGCAAUACACCAGGAUAAAGGACCCUACAGCGCGAAGAGAUGCAGCCAGACUAGGAAAGGCAGACAGGGAGCGACUACCAAGAGUGACGGCAUAUUGCACGGCCGCGUCGUACAAGCUCGAUGAAAUGAUGCGAUUUCUGAAAGGCAAGCAAAAGAUCAGAGGAGCCGCGCCGAAGCGCUUCGAUGAAUGCAUAUACUCGCCGUACAACUAUGGAUCUACAAAAGGCCCAGAAGACGUCAGCAGCACUGCUGUACUCGACGGCUUUACGGAAGAGAGGCCGAGAAGGUUCUCGGACAGCGCCAUUGAGGUGGAGCACGAGAAUGAGAGAAGGAGGCAGGAUCUCAUCGACUUGCACGAGGAUGGCGAUGCGCCAGAAAUUGUGAAUGAGCAAGCCAUUGGCCCUAGACGGCCGUCGAUCACCCACGCCGACUCGGAUCCGCAAAUGGACGCGCCAGAUUUCGAUACACGCGUGCAUACUCCGGAAGUGUUCUUGUUCGAGUAUGGCACUGUUGUCAUCUGGGGUAUGACAUUGCAAGAAGAGAAGAAGUUCUUGAAGGAAAUAGCCAAGUUCGAAGUCGACAAGCUCGGCAAAGACGAGAUUGAGACGGAAGAAUUCAAUUUCUACUACACGCGCGAGUAUCAGGCCCGGAUAUACAACGACUUCAUUAGUCUACGCGACAAGAAGAACUACAUGAUCAAGUUGGCCAUCAGCCACGGCCUUUCUCAGAGUGUCAAGACAUCGCUUUUUGAGGAUCUAGUAGACAACACUAUCGAUGAGACAAAAGACAUCCCGGCCGAGAUCGCCAGCUCUGGCAAGAUCAACCUGAACAAAAAGCAAAUCAACAUGCAGAUAGGAGAGCUGUUCAUCCUCCGUAUUAGUAUACAUCUACAAGGAUCGGUUCUGGACGCGCCAGAGCUUAUGUGGGCUGAGCCACAGCUAGACCCUGUGUACCAAGCUGUCAGAAGCUAUCUGGAAAUGGAUCAGAGAGUCAGUCUUUUGACCGAAAGACUGAACGUCAUUGGAGACUUGCUUGCUGUUCUCAAGGACCAACUGACUGUGACGCACGGCGAAUUGCUUGACCGGUAUGCAGAUCACGUCGGAAUCCACUAUGUGCUCUGUUCGAAGCUGCGCCAGUUCGCCUACGAGGAGCUCGAGUUCUUCCUCCCGCAGCUAUGUCACCUGCUCAUCAGCAUCGACAAUGAGUCCAUGGCUCUGGAGGAAUUCAUAAUAGACUUGUGCGAGGAGUCGGUCAACGGCGCGCUUCUGACAUUUUGGCUGUUCCAGACAUAUCUCCACGAUCUCGCAAGCGCCCCCAACUCCAUCGCCUUCAAGACAUGUCGCCGAAUAUACAACAGGGUCCAGCGCAUCGUCUUCGGAUCCGCCGAGCCGCAGCGCCGAGAGAAGAUCAAGGAGAACGUACUCCCCGUCACCGUACUCUCUAGUCUGGUCCUUGCGAGCAUAGCCGCGCCCUUUCUCCCAGCUCACGCCGGCCCUCUGGCAAUUGCGCAGGCGCGGAAACCCAGACCCGUCGAGGACAUCAUCUCGGAUAACGUGCAGACAGCCAAGGUCGGAAGGAGCAAGACUGUCACUGGAGGAUCGUCAAGAAGCAAGGAGAAGAGGGUAGCAGCCCAGCACUCAGACCCCGAAGAUGGGCGCUCGAUCAAGGCUUCAUCUUCGCGACCCCGCGACCCGAAAGAGCUAAGGAAGGCGGCAGCGCGGCCACCAGCUGCUCAACGGGCCCCUUCGAUGCAACACCGCCCUUCAUUGUUGUCAAUAGCAUCAGAAGCCCGGCUCAGCUCGUCAUCGUUACCCGACUUCCGAGACGGCAAAUCGUCCCCCCUCCCUACUCCCCCAGCGACUGCCGGUUUAGGACCAGGCCCACUUCAACAUGGCUUACGCAAGUCGGGACUACCACCAAGGCCUCUUACACCUACUGCAUUGACCCGUACCCAGAAAAUUCGACUUCUACGAUCCAACUACUUCCGCAACGAAACUCAGUUCCUGAGCGCUCUCGAGGACAUCUCAAAUCGCUUGGUUGUUGUUCCAAAACCCGCACGGUUGAGCGCGCUGAGAGCUGAGCUAGCAUUGAUAGAUCAGGACUUGCCAGCCGAAGUAGACAUACCUCUAUUAUCGCCUCCGACUCUCAAGGACGGGAUCCCAUCGCAAAGCCAGCAUCACCGUAUAGUGCGCAUAAACCCUGCGGAAUCAACUAGUCUCAACAGUGCAGAGCGAGUACCUUACCUGCUCAUGGUUGAGGUUCUGGAGGAGGAUUUUGAUUUCGACCCAGACACUGAACAGAACCAGCAGUUGCUCGAAAAGUUGAUGCUAGAGAAAGGCACCUCGAGAAGACGUCUUUUCGACAUCACCAAUGCCGAGUAUCUUGCAUUCGAUCGCACACCACCCAACGGAUCCGACAGUGUGUUCGAGCCUGCUACUGGAGACCUGGGUAGUACCUCACUCAUCAAGGACAUGGAUGAGAACGACAUUGCGUCUGGAAUGGCGCGCGUGACAUUACCUGGUGCAACCGCCAAUGGGAAAGCCACGGCCCCAAGGUCUUCAAGCGGAGCGAACACUCUAUCUUCAGUGGCUACCCUUUCUACGCCACGAACGUCCGACUCGCAAAUCAGCAGAUCGAACAGCCCUGGCCCUAUCAGGCGUAUGACAAUUCCAGCAAACCUCAAUUCACGGAAUCAGGCUGUCGACCAACCAGACUUCUCCGCCCUCGCAACCCACAUGCGCACUGCUGCUCAAAUGCUCGCACAACUUGAAGCAAGCGGCGCAAAACGGCCAAAGGGCGAGGUGGCAGCCAUCAAAGCCAAGAUCAUUGCUAGUAUGCAGACAUUGGAAGAGCAAAACUUCUUGAACGAGGAUCAGGGACCAACAUUCGACACAAUCAUGGCAGAAUCAGAUCCAACAGCAAUCACAGGCGAACCAGAAGAGCUUGAAGAUGGUCUGCCGGUCGCGACCAACUCGGGUGCAGGUGCAGCUCGUAUGGAGAAUGAUCUCAAGACGGGUGGUAUGCGGCGGAAGGGUGACCGUGACGACCCCAGUGCCGCGACUUUCGGUGAAGAAUGGAGUGCAAAACGAGAACGGAUACGACGGUCCUCACCAUACGGCCACAUGAAGAACUGGGAUCUCAUCAGUGUCAUUGUCAAGACAGGUGCCGACUUACGUCAAGAAGCCUUUGCCUGCCAGCUCAUCGACGUUUGCACCAAGAUCUGGGAAGAAGCAAAUGUACCCGUCUGGACAAAACGCAUGCGCAUCCUCGUCACAGGCGAAUCCUGCGGACUCAUCGAAACCAUUACAAACGGCGUGUCUCUCCACUCACUGAAGCGAAGCUUAACACUAGCCAGCAUAGCAGCAGGCACCAACCCCCGCAAACGCAUCGCGACUCUAAAAGAUCACUGGCUCAAGACCUUUGGCGAACCAGACUCGGAAGCUUAUAUUGCGGGUGUAGGUUGCUUUGCCCGCUCCCUCGCUGCCUACAGCAUGAUUUGCUACGUGCUGCAGCUCAAAGAUCGCCACAACGGUAACCUCCUCAUCGACAACAUGGGCCACAUCAUCCAUAUCGACUUUGGCUUCAUGUUGUCCAACAGUCCCGGCAGCAUGGGUUUUGAAGCCGCGCCUUUCAAGCUAACGCAAGACUACGUUGACGUGCUAGGCGGUGUGACAGGCUCUGCGUUCGAAGAAUUCAAGACGUUGUGUAAAAAGGCGUUCCAGGCGCUGAGAAAGGAUGCAGAGAGGCUGAUUAUGCUAGUUGAUCUCAUGAGUAAGAAUAGUAGUAUGGAUUGUUUCAAGGCGGGUGCGCAGACUGUGACGAACAGUCUAAGGGCGAGGUUGAUGCUGCAUUUGAGUAGGGAGGAGGCUGAAGGGUUCGUCGAGGAGCUGGUCGCGAAGAGUGUGGGAAGUUAUUAUACCCGACUUUACGAUACUUUCCAGUACCGCACACAAGGCAUAUAUUAA
This is a messenger RNA of Alternaria postmessia, 4350 nucleotides long. RefSeq lists its product as uncharacterized. The coding region runs from base 1 to 4350 and encodes 1449 amino acids. Gene Ontology annotation, cellular component: cytoplasm; membrane. NCBI's taxonomy places the organism in Eukaryota, Fungi, Ascomycota, Dothideomycetes, Pleosporales, Pleosporaceae. The transcript is spliced from 6 exons. The record is from RefSeq and is a predicted model, not a curated record. Gene Ontology annotation, biological process: phosphatidylinositol phosphate biosynthetic process; phosphatidylinositol-mediated signaling. Gene Ontology annotation, molecular function: 1-phosphatidylinositol 4-kinase activity.